GCCGGUCGCCAUCUUUGCUCCAUCCCAGCAGCAGCGCAGCCGGCGGGGCGGAACACCACUCAUCGACCCAGUCGGUUUCUAGGAACCGCCGAUACACCGGGCACACCGCCGUGUUUAUCACUGAAGACCUACCACUUUGAUCAGCUAGUCUGCUACUCUACCCGCAUCUCGAUACACAAUGGGAGAGCGAGAGUGCUACGUUUAUGAGGCGAAACUUGCCGAGCAGGCGGAGCGAUAUGAUGAGAUGGUGGAGGCGAUGAAGAAGGUGGCCAGUAUGGAUGUGGAGCUCACAGUUGAGGAGAGGAACCUGCUGUCAGUGGCCUACAAGAAUGUGAUCGGAGCUCGGAGAGCCUCCUGGAGGAUAAUCAGCAGUAUCGAACAGAGGGAAGAAAACAAGGGCAGGGAUGAAAGCAAGGGCGGAGAAGAGAGACUGAAGAUGAUCCGGGAAUACAGGCAAAUGAUUGAAAAGGAGCUCAUGGACAUCUGUAAUGACAUCCUGGGUAUACUGGAAAGGCAUCUACUCCCCUCCGCUGUCUCUGGAGAGUCUAAAGUCUUCUACAACAAAAUGAAGGGUGACUACCACAGGUACCUGGCAGAGUUUGCCACUGGCAACAACAGAAAGGAGGCAGCAGAGAACAGUCUGGUGGCCUACAAAAGUGCCACCGAUAUAGCCUCAACGGACCUGCCACCCACGCACCCCAUCCGUCUCGGCCUUGCCCUCAACUUCUCCGUCUUCUACUACGAGAUACUCAACUCACCUGACCGUGCUUGCAGGUUGGCAAAGGCUGCGUUUGAUGACGCCAUUGCAGAACUGGACACACUGAGUGAAGAUUGCUACAAGGACUCCACACUUAUCAUGCAGUUGUUACGUGACAACCUGACACUAUGGACUUCAGAUAUGCAGGGAGAAGGUGAAGAACAGAACAAAGAGGCACUGCAAGACGUUGAGGAUGAGGCCCAGUGAGACUAUGCCACCAACAGCCAACAACUUGAGACCCUCCCUCCUUCCUCUCACCUCCUCGCACUCCUCACACCCCCCCCCCCUCCUCCUCAUCCUCCCCCUUCGUCUUCCCUCUCUGCGAGUCACCUUCCUUCUUCUUCUUCUUCCUCCUCCUCUUCCUCUUCUUCCACCCCUGCAGCUCCAGGACCCAGCAGGGUCACGGAGCCAACAAGUUUAUUUUUCUUCUUCUUUUUUAUUAUUUUAUAUUAGCCCUCGCAUCAUUCAAGUAAAUACCACUUAAUUGAGACAGGAAAUACGAUGUUAGAAAGGCGAAGCUAAAGAAAGAGGUCCCUGGAUUGUUUUGUGUUUUUGUCCUGGUACAAGCGGUUCUGAAACUGUUAUCUUUGUUUUCAUUAUUGUAUUUUUGUUUGGUUUUUGCUUUUUCUUUUUCCUCAAUAUUUUUAUCAGUUGCUGGAUGUAUUGAGAAUUUUUUCUUAAUGUAAUUACAGAAAUUAACUUUUAUUACUGAUAAUGUUGACUUAGUUAUGGGAGCUGUUUUAUCUCUGUUUUUAGUGAAAUGUCAUGCAGAUCAUUUUACCUUUUUACGGGCAGUUUGGAAGACUUACAAGUGCCCUUUUGUUAACUUAGUUUUUCAAAGGAAGUUGGCAAAAUUCGCGAUAUCCACGUGGGGCAAAGAAGUGCUUAACUUUUACACCAUAGUGAUUCUGUUGUCAUGUUUUCGUAGUUGUCCUUUGACUGUACUUUGUGCUGAAAUACUGUAACUGUGCACACAUGCUGACUCUCUGAAGGUUGAUUUAUCUGUAGCUUGUGGUUUUAAUGGGGGGGAUAAAAAGAGAAAAACUUGGGAGAUUUCUCACCCGUCUUGAAUUUGACCCCGCUCCUACGACAGAGAGCCCUAAAAUGAAAAUGGUCAGUGCUUGCAUGAGUUAACAAAUAAUAAUUAAUAUUCUUUUCUGCUGCUUCACCCCUGCUUUUUACUAAAACUCUUCUAGGUUCAGAGGGUUUCUUUCUUUUGCGGUUUCCUUCGUUGCUCUUCUUGUUUUGCUUCAUUAUGUGUAACUUGGAGCUGAUUUGUACUACUGGAUAUCUGACUGGAGCCACAGACAGGGAAUCUGUAUUGUUCUUACUGAAACACAGCAUGGAAUUAACAUUAAACAAUCUAAAUUAAACAUUA
Molecule: messenger RNA, 2135 nt
Organism: Acanthochromis polyacanthus (spiny chromis)
Lineage: Eukaryota; Metazoa; Chordata; Actinopteri; Pomacentridae
Gene: ywhae1
Product: tyrosine 3-monooxygenase/tryptophan 5-monooxygenase activation protein, epsilon polypeptide 1
Exons: 6
Coding region: 179-964 (261 amino acids)
Biological process (GO): signal transduction
Cellular component (GO): cytoplasm
Source: RefSeq, a predicted model, not a curated record